CUGUCAUCCUAACAUCAACCGGAUCAGUCUUCUUGCAUAUUUUCGUUAGAUAAGACGAAGAUUUAGUGAAAGGCAGCAAUUCAUAAAAAUGAAUAAUGUAUCGCAGUUACCAAUCGUGUUUAUAAUAUUUUUAAUAAUGCUGCUUGUGAUAUCUAUUCGUGGUACGAAUCUCAGCAACAUUCUUUACAUAAGUGCCGUUGCAUCGCCAAGUCACUUUCUUUGGAGCCAACAAUUUUCAUCCAUACUUGCCAGUAAUGGUCACAACGUCACCUUAUUGAACAUCUAUAAAGAGGGAAAACAAAAUAAUCUUCAUUUUCUUAAACUAGAUGGCGUUGACAAUGCAUUAUCAUUGGACCACUCUGUAGAUUAUUUGGCAUUACAUUCCAUGUCUCCUUUAGAACUACUCUUUUCAUUUUUUGAGCUCGAAUACAUGGUUUGUGAACAUUCAAUUGCAUCUAAACAAUUUCUUAAGUUAUUAAACUACCCAAAACACUUUACAUUCAAUCUUAUUAUACAUGACCAUCUGGCUGGUCCUUGUUUACUACUUUUAUUAAAACGAUUCAAUUUCCCUCCGCUAAUUAUGGCUUCAGCUUCUAAUAUUCUGUCGAGUGUAGAGUGCAUCAUGGGGUCUCUUACGUACCCAGGUUUUAUACCAAGCUCUCUUCGUGAUCCACCAGAAACAUUUGGGUAUCUGGAUAGAAUCUACAAUUAUAUGUUAACAACCUAUGAAUUUUUAUUUAAAAGGUACUACAGUGACCCUCGAAUUGACAGUUUGAUUCAAAGUCGUUUUCAGAACAUAACAUCAGUAUCUCGCUUAGAAUCUACCGCAGUGGUAGUACUAAUGAACUCUAUAACUCUUUUAGAAACACCAGAACCUCAAAUUUGGCGUGUUGUCAACGUCGGAGGGUUGCACAUAACUGCUCCAAAAAUGCUUCCAGAGUUUUUAUAUCAACAUGCAAAUAGAACAUAUGAAAAAUGUGUGCUUAUAUCCUUUGGAAGUAAUCUAAAGCUUGACAGUUUAAAUAACUUUAUUGCACAGACCAUAAUUACUGUUGCACAACUUUUGCCAAACUUUAUUUUUUUGUGGAAAGUUGAUAUACAAAAACCAGCAAUUGAAGGACUUAUUCCAGAAAAUGUAAUAACUUCAGAUUGGUUUCCUCAAAAUGAUAUCUUAGGAAGUGGAAUGGUUGAUGUGUUGUUUACACAUGGAGGGCUAUUGACGAUUCAAGAAGCAAUGUGGCACGGUAUACCAAUGCUUGGUACUCCAAAUUAUGGUGAUCAGUACCAAAAUGUUCAUCGCAUAGAGAAACUGGGAAUAGGCAAGAAGCUGUAUCUAGAAGAAUUAAACCCAGUAUCAUUAAAAGGUAAUUUGCUUGGCAUCAUCCACAAUGAAAGGUACAAACAGAGAGCUACAGCAAUCGCAAAAACCAUUCGUGAUGAACAAAUAACACCUCAAAGAAAAGCUCUUUGGACUGUAGAAUGGGUGUUAAGAAACUACGGAACCAUCCAACUGUUAGAUGAUUUGAAUGAAGUAGGAUAUAUUGAAAAGAAUUCUCUGGAUGUAUUGUCAACCCUGAUAAUUAUAUCUAUAUGUAUAAAUUUCCUGUUAUUUCGUAUUAUACAGGUUUGUGUCAGUUUUAUGACUGCUAGAGUUGUUCGAAAAAAUAAGAUGAAGAAAACACCUUAACAUCACUGAUAAGAUCUAAAGCCAUUUCUAACCAACGGUUAGAGUCCCUAACAAAUAGGGUAAUUUGUCAAUUGUUGCACACUGAAGGGAUUGUUUGAUUUCAAUCAAAAUAUAAAAUACAAAGGUGUUCACUGGGCAAAUUAAACCUUAGCUAGUGAGGCACAUUUCUUAUUGGUUUAGCAAAGAAAUCCAUUCGUUGUGAUUGAAAUCAGUCGAAAAACUUUCAUCUGUGUUAAAAAAAAAACAAAAAGUGCUCUUUAAAAAAAUAAAACAGUGGAAUAUUCUACAGAAAUGCUCAAUAUUUAAGGAAAAAUGCUGGCUUUCAUCAAUUCUUUAUAAAUAUUUGGAUAAACAACAGUUUAUACGCAAUGUCCGAUAAGUGGAGAUGUGCCACAAUUGUCAAAUUAUUCUAAGUUUUACUGAAAUAAUAACACACAAAAACAAGACGCAUUUUGAAACGCAUUUUUUUACAUUUUGAAAUUUUACGAUAUAGUCAAUUUUUAUAAUAAUAUUUUGCUGCUGAAAAUAUAUCUACUCACUUAAGAAACGUCA
Molecule: messenger RNA, 2239 nt
Organism: Anopheles arabiensis
Lineage: Eukaryota; Metazoa; Arthropoda; Insecta; Diptera; Culicidae
Product: UDP-glucuronosyltransferase 2A1-like
Exons: 3
Coding region: 89-1687 (532 amino acids)
Molecular function (GO): UDP-glycosyltransferase activity
Source: RefSeq, a predicted model, not a curated record